This is a messenger RNA of Iphiclides podalirius (scarce swallowtail), 198 nucleotides long. NCBI's taxonomy places the organism in Eukaryota, Metazoa, Arthropoda, Insecta, Lepidoptera, Papilionidae. The record is from the annotation of a GenBank genome assembly.
AUGAGUGACCGCGAGGGCCCCGCGGUACCGUUCGCGGCUGGUAUGGCGGUGGGCGCGGUUCUGACGGCCCUGGGCUUCAAGCUUUUCUCCAAGUGUCCCAAGCCAUGCGGUCAGACGCAUCAGAUCGGGGCCAAGCCCAAGUGCGUUUGCGAGAAGGGAGGCAAGGACGAUAGAGAGUAUAUCGACGCUGACAUUCCU